CGGCGGUAACGUCCUGCCUCCCCGCGCCUAGCUGCCGCUGAGCAAGCUUUGCGCACACACGGGGCUUUGCGCAUCUGGUCGUCAUCAGCAGCAGCAGCAGCAGCUCUUCCUGCUCAUAUGUGACUCAACUAGAGUGGGAAGAGAGCUCCUUCUUCUUCUCAGAAGACUUCACUGAAAAACGUCUUUGGGACUUUUCGCUCUCAGGCAGCAGGACACGCUGAUGUUUUUCUUGUUUGUCGUUGACGCGCGCCGCUGGAUGGAUUGUCUGUAGGGGUUUGUUGGGGAAAAGCAGGCGAGGAGAAAACUUUGCUGAAGUUUGUUUGCUUCCUGUGCGGCUGAUCUGGAUGUGAACACAUCCGCACUCUGCUCGGAAGAACCGAGUCUCUCUCUCUCUGGCUGGUUUCUGGAGGCGCUGCUCGUGCGUCCUGCAUGCACGGAUCUUCUUGGCUCGCUCGUGAUUCUUCUCUUUCUUCUCAUUACCGCUCCGUUUUUUCCGCUGUUCCCCACUUGCGUCAUGACUUCUAGCUAUGCACAUGUAAUGGACAGGCAAGCCUCGAUAUCAAACCGCCUGGAGAGUCCAAUCACGUCUAACCUGGACAACCUGCAAGCCAAAAAGAACUUCUCGGUCAGCCACCUGUUGGAUCUGGAAGAGGCUGGGGAAAUGGUCGGCACCCAGGCGGACGAGAGCGUCGGGGAGGCGGGGAGGAGUAUGCUGGAGUCCCCGGGGCUGACCAGCGGGAGCGACACGACCCAACAGGAGAAUGAACAGAUGAACACAGAGGAGAAGAAGAAGAGGAAGCAGCGCAGGAACAGGACCACCUUCAACAGCAGCCAGCUCCAGGCUCUGGAGAGAGUGUUUGAGAGGACACACUACCCCGACGCCUUUGUCAGAGAGGACCUGGCCCGUCGGGUCAACCUCACCGAGGCCAGAGUCCAGGUUUGGUUUCAGAACAGGAGAGCUAAGUUCCGCAGGAACGAGCGCGCCAUGCUGGCCAGCAAAAACGCCUCGCUCCUCAAAUCUUACUCGGGAGAUGUGACGGCAGUAGAGCAGCCAAUCGUACCGCGUCCUGCACCACGCCCGAAUGACUACCUGUCCUGGGGCAGUGCUGCCCCCUACAGUCCCAUCGCUCCCCUCUGUCAGCAUGAGCAGGGCGGGACCAGAUCCUGUGACCCUCCUGACGAGCGCCAUGGCCACCUACCCGCCCACCUGCUCCAACACCAACACGUCCCAGGGAAUGAACAUGGCCAACAGCAUCGCCAACCUGCGGCUCAAAGCCAAGGAGUACAGCUUGAACCAGGUGCCCACGGUCAACUGAGAGGAGGAGAGGCUGGGGGCCAGUGCAGGAGGGGAGGGGAACCUUUCUACUGCUGGACCCCUGCGGACGGACACCGUCUCUGGGUUGAGCAUCAUCUUACACACCCUGGAUCAUGAAGCCUCCUCUUCUUUCUGGAGCAGCCUCGAUGGCGAUACUACAUAUAAUAUGCAAAUUGUUGGACACCGAGUGAUGGCAGGAUUUUCCCUAAGCCGCCUCUUUUUAUUCUCCUGAGCAUCACUGAACUCUUGUUUGUACAAAGACAGCUAGACUGGAUGCUGUAGCCGAAUAUCUGCGUAGUUUUACAUUUGUGAUUGUGACUGAAAUGGAGGGCGAGUUUUUCAAAGAGCAUUUUGUUUUCAUUCAGAGAACUUGUUCUCGACGGAGACUGGUGUACGGACUACGUGGAAUUGCCUUUGUCCCUUUGGCUGUGGUGUUGGAUAAAAUGACACACCAAAUUUGGGAUCAACAACACUUUUUUUCCUUUUAAAAUCAACAACAAACCUACAAGGACUUCCUCUGACAUUUAUGCAUUUUUUUAAAAGAUAAUUUUUCCACAUUUCUUUUCCAUGUUAUACCACUGAUGAGCAAACAUUUUCAACGCAUUUUGAUUUUCAUGUAAUAGUCCAGUAUAAAGGAGAGGCUAAUGUAUUUCUGAAUCCAAAACCAGUAGAUUCUCUUAAUUUCCUAUGAUAUCCUUUAUUUGUAACAGAAUAAAACUUGUAUAUUAAUAAAAAUGCAUUUCAAGCAAUGCAAUGGCACAGUGUCCAAUUCAACAGAUCUUAUAUAGGAUGGAAAAAACAAUUUUCCACCUUUUGGAGUAAAAGAAAAGGGUUUCUACAAUGCAGACAGACUUAAAUUAUGCUUCAGAAACUAUAAGAAAUAAGUAUAUUUAUAGCUGGAAAGCAAAAUGAUCUUGGACCUUGUGCAUGCCCCAUAAAAGAGAGAUUUACAACUCGAGAACAGAUUCUCCUUCACAGAAACCUCAAGCUGUUCCUGCUUUGUGUGUUUUCUUUUUUCCUGAUUACCGCAACCUGAAAUUUCCAUCUUAAAAACAGGAUAUUUAUGAGCAGGGAAAUCCUCUCCUUAAUAUGGAGGGCCCCUGGGCCUCGUUUAACUCUGCGGCUGUCAUACAAGGUGUUUCUUCUCCUUGGCCCCUCAUAACCUUCGCCGUCAACAAACACAUGUCGACACUCGUCCUCGUACGGCGCACACGGGCCAUAAAAGUGGGGUCGAAUGAAACUGCAGCUGAUGUGGUAGUGUUUCGAAUUUUGGGCGAGAGGUGCCCAUAGGUGCGGUCACAUAAGUAUGUCGUCUGUGGAAAUAUUUUUUUGGAGACGUUUAUUAUUUUCAACUCACAAAUACCCAAGAAAAGUACAACUUUUGUCACAAACUGAACUCCCUUCAAAAAGUUUUAAGUUUAAUUUUGCUUUGAGAAUGGCAGACAUACACGUUAUGAAACUUUGUCUACAACAUAUUUUAAACUCUUAUUGUUUCCUGCUCAAUAUGGCAUAAAAGUAAACAAGUUAAAUUUCAGCGAUUGCAGGAAACUUUUAUCUUAGGAAAUUUUCAGUUUGCUAUUGUUUCACCGCUGUUGCUUGCUUCCUAAUGUUAAAUGCUCUUCUUUGGUAUCUAUCAUCAGUUACUCAGUGUUUCAGCUUCCUGUCUUGUUUUAAUUUCGAAGGACUCUUACUUCAGUACAGCUUUGAGAUGGUGGUCCUAUAAUGGAAUAUUGCUAUUUUUUUAGUUUUUUUUUUUUUAUUGUCAGUUUUAUUUUACAGACUCAGAUUUUGCAUUCAACAUGACAAAAUUACCUAACCACCUUGCUGUCACUUGAUCAAAGUUCUUCUGACUUUUUGUAAAGAUUUUAAGAGGGAAUGAGGUCUGAGAAUUUUUUCCAACUUUGGCAUGUAAUCCUUCAUCUGAUCUGAAAGCAGGAAAAUCCCCAUGAAAGCAUGAACAUUUGGGGAGCUUUUCAUCAUUUCUUUAUCUCUGAUGUGGGAGGUUCUACUGCUAUGAUAUUUUUAUUUUUUUUCUUAUUUUGAAUGUAGGACUUUUACUUGUAAUGGAACACUUCCUCCAUUUUUAAUUAGAUGAAGGAUUUAAGGACUUCUUCCACUUGUUUAAGUUCAGUUUAACUGAGGGUUAGUCGUAAUAAAGAGGUGCUUUACUGA
This is a messenger RNA of Epinephelus fuscoguttatus (brown-marbled grouper), 3487 nucleotides long. RefSeq names its product paired related homeobox 1b (gene prrx1b). Bases 515 to 1432 code for a protein of 305 amino acids. Lineage: Eukaryota; Metazoa; Chordata; Actinopteri; Perciformes; Serranidae. Gene Ontology annotation, molecular function: DNA binding; DNA-binding transcription factor activity, RNA polymerase II-specific. Gene Ontology annotation, biological process: regulation of DNA-templated transcription. The transcript has 5 exons. The record is from RefSeq and is a predicted model, not a curated record.